This is a messenger RNA of Emys orbicularis (European pond turtle), 804 nucleotides long. RefSeq names its product CD99 molecule like 2 (gene CD99L2). Gene Ontology annotation, biological process: T cell extravasation; homotypic cell-cell adhesion; positive regulation of neutrophil extravasation. Lineage: Eukaryota; Metazoa; Chordata; Testudines; Emydidae. The coding region runs from base 1 to 804 and encodes 267 amino acids. Gene Ontology annotation, cellular component: plasma membrane. The transcript is spliced from 12 exons. The record is from RefSeq and is a predicted model, not a curated record.
AUGAGUAAAGCCAAUGCCAAUUCUUUAUCUCUAGGAUAUGGUGAUGAUUCUGAUGACUUCCGUUUAGAGGAUGCACUUGAUGAUCAUUCAACCAAGCGACCUACUCCCAAGUUGCCCAAAAAGCCAUUGGAUGGAACAGGAUAUGGGGAUGGUUUGGACGAUUUCAGUUUGUCAGAUGCACUGGAUGACCUUUCCACCAAGCGACCUACUCCCAAGCUACCCAGAAAGCCAUCGGGUGGAACAGAUGAUAUUAGCUUAUGGGAUGUGAUCCACACCACCACAACCAAGAAGCCAAAAACCACCAAGGCCCCGCCCAAAAAGAAUCCAGCAAAGGAUCCUGCGGACUUUGACUUAUCCGAUGCGCUAGAUGAUCAGAAUGAUGGGAAAGGCGGUGGGAAACCAAAUGUAAAACCUGGUGAAGGUUCGAAAGGUAAAGAUAACCCUUCAAGAGGUGGAAAACAGGCAUUUUCAGAUGACGAUCUGGCCGGUGUUCUGGACGAUGGGAAGUACCAUCCUGAUAAGAAGAAAGGUGGCAGCGACUACGAUGCAGGCACCGUCGCCGAGACUGGGACAAUAGCAGGAAUAGCCAGUGCUCUUGUCGUGGCAUUGAUUGGCGCCGUCUCCAGUUACAUUUCCUAUCAGCAAAAGAAGUUUUGCUUCAGCAUACAACAGGGUCUUAACGCAGAGUACGUGAAAGGAGAAAACACAGAAGCUGUUGUAACUGAAGAACCUCAAGUUAAAUAUUCAGUCCUAGAAACACAGUCAGCAGAGCCGCCGCCACCACAAGACAAUGCGAAGGUCUAA